GAACAUCGAUCGGAGGCUAUUUGACACUUGCCUUCGUGUGUAGAACACAGCAGUUGAAUAGAACUUUCCGAGGUGAACACAUGCACAUACGUUCCUUAUAGUCCGUGCAUAGAAUCCCGUCGACCUGCAUUCAUUUAUCUUCCUGGUGAAAGCGUUAAGAGAGGUUCUAACCUAUCGUGAAUUUAGUUGAGCCCUGCACAGUGAGUGGCUCCGAUCAGGAAGUUAGCGGAGUGGGACCCAACACUAACAGGAUCGCGAGGCUUCACUCGGCCUUACAGCGUGACUGUCUGUCAGUGGAGACAACUUGCACUUCGGACCAAGCGAUUGCCCUGGCAAAGGACAGAGAGUUCCACAGGGUGGUAAAAGCGUAGAGAAAGAAAGAAAAACACAAGACAUCCAAGAUGCCACUACAAAACGUGGAUAGGCAGGGUGGUAAACAGUAUGGCAAACUUAAACAUCAGCAAUCUAUAACCUUGGAUGACAUAAACAAGGAAUUUUUGGAAGAUGAAGACUAUAAGGACUUCGAGGAUUUGGAAGAGCGGCUUAAUGCUUACAAAGAUCAGUUUAUGGAAUUUGACGAUGACAACUCUGGGGACAUAGAUAUUAUGGAGCUGAAAAGGAUGAUGGAGAAGCUAGGCCAGGCCAAGACUCACCUGGAGUUAAAGAAAAUGAUCAGCGAAGUGGACACAACAAACUCUGGUACCAUCUCAUACCACGAAUUUCUCAACAUGAUGCUAGGCAACAAACACUCGGUAUUAAAACUAAUUCUGAUGUUUGAGGAGAAGAAGAAGCAGAAGGAAUCUCCUCGCGGACCUCCCCCCAAGAGGGACUUGUCCAGCUUACCUUAACUCUCCAUCCCACCAAAUUGUAGACCACAGCCGGACUAGAGUCUUGGGCUUCCCUAUACACCUGCAACAUUGGGCAGAAGAGGCGGACCUUGACCUUGACGGGUUUUAUGUCUGUAGGCGGUAUAGCUCGAACGUACACAUUGUGCUUCGCUAGGUUUUGUUUGAUCUGUUUGGUAAAUCAUGUCAUAUUUGCAUGUUCAGUUUUAUCCUGAACGUUCAGUGUUAUCUCAUUAAUGUACAUAUGUUAAGGAAGUAAAAGAGGUGUAAGAUCGAUAUGAACCUGCAACUCCGAUCUGGUUUUUACGUCUAUCGUUAUCAUUUGUAAUUUGUCCUCGGUUUUAUCUUUUACUGUUAAUGAUUUACUGGACUACCAGGAAGCGGUAAACUAUCCCCAGUGUACUCCUAUGGGGCACAAAGCCACUAUUACAGAUAGCUGCUUGUAUCGCCUACUGUUUAUUCUGGCUUUGCAUCGCCUCCUGUCUAUUCUGGCUUUUUAUCGCCUUCUGUCUGUUCUGGCUUUGUAUCGCCUUCUGUCUGUUCUGGCUUUGUAUGUGGCUUGGUGUGUCUAGAGAGAGGGCGUAGAGACAGACAGUUAUCAAGUCGUAUAUUUUAAUAACUAUUUACCUAUGUUCAGAAUUAAAUCAAUUUCCCAAACUGUUUAUUUUAAAUCUUUGCUGGAUAAUGUUUUAAAGCGUUCGAGGAGAUGUUGUAAAAUUUGUUCCCGACGUAACACAGUUUGACUAACCUUGGUAGACGGCGCAAUAAAUGUGAUUCCAUUAAACUGGCACUUUAUAUAAAGCAAUAAAUAGGUCAUUAUGACUUUUUAUAUACAUAUAUAUGUACAUAUUCGAGCAAGACUACUGCAAUACAAAAAAAUAGUUUUGUUUUGUCAAAUGGUGAACUGAUUUCAGUUUUGUAUGAUUUUUUUUUAAGUUGAUGAAAUGUUUUCAAGAUGGUGUAUUCACAAACUAGAGAGGAUGGAGAUAUAUCUUUGAUGGAAUGAAAAUCAUGCUGUUAAAAUUAAUGCAGGUAAUUAUCAGUUAAGCACAAAACACGGUCUCCCAUCAAUCUUAUUUGAGCAGAUUUUGUUUUUAGUCACUUUGGUGAAACACAUAAAUCUGAAUCUUCAGUUUAUCUUAU
Messenger RNA from Liolophura sinensis, 1988 nucleotides. Its product is annotated as allograft inflammatory factor 1-like. The record is from RefSeq and is a predicted model, not a curated record. Gene Ontology annotation, cellular component: actin filament; ruffle membrane. Gene Ontology annotation, molecular function: calcium ion binding; actin filament binding. Bases 402 to 848 code for a protein of 148 amino acids. NCBI's taxonomy places the organism in Eukaryota, Metazoa, Mollusca, Polyplacophora, Chitonida, Chitonidae. The transcript is spliced from 6 exons. Gene Ontology annotation, biological process: actin filament bundle assembly; ruffle assembly.